This is a messenger RNA of Colletotrichum orchidophilum, 1722 nucleotides long. RefSeq lists its product as uncharacterized. The transcript is spliced from 3 exons. The record is from RefSeq and is a predicted model, not a curated record. The coding region runs from base 1 to 1722 and encodes 573 amino acids. Lineage: Eukaryota; Fungi; Ascomycota; Sordariomycetes; Glomerellales; Glomerellaceae.
AUGGCACACCAACCAUACCUCUACAACGUCGUCAGCAACAACUCUCGUUUUCCAGAGCCGAAGUUCGACCCAAAGGCAGUGACCCGCGCAAGCUGGGAGCCGCAGCCACGCAAGCCGAAGCCUGAGGGUCCUCUAGUUACAUUCAACCGCCAUCCCGAUGCUCAUCUGGUCCUCAACCAUCGAUCCAACAACUAUGUUUCCCUCAGUCCUAGAACGAAGGGCUGGAUCAAGUACAUGCGCAUCGUUCAGUUGGGCUUGAGGGUCCUGGAAUUCAUCGGUGCCGCUGGACUACUUGCCCUUCUCAUCCUGCUAGACAAUAUAGAGACUUUGGCCGGCUGGGUCAUGCGUAUCACGCCUGGUGUGGCCAUGGUGCAUUGCCUUUACGCCAUUUACCACCUUCACCGGCCCGCUGGAGACCGCAGUCCUGCCUCGUCUACCGCUUACCAGCUUUUCGCCAGUAUCUCGGAUCUGGGCGUUAUGCCCCUCUACGCCUACGGUGCUCUCAAUGUCAACAGCAGCGGCGCUACUUGGAAAACCCGCCUUGCCGACCAAAGCCUGCUGGAUGAUUUCCUCCCGGCCGUCUUCUACACCUUCAUUAGCGCAGGGGGGCUGCACUUGGUCUCCCUCGGCAUCUCAAUAUGGCUUGGUAUCAUGUUCCGCAAGAUUACCAGCCUACCCCCCGACAUGAACCCCCUAGAGGAUCACCUCACCUCCCGAGCCAAACACAAGAGAAAUAAAUCCAGUGUUGCGACCUCUGUGAGCGGCGACAGCGAAAAGAGAAUGUCUACACCCCUCGAGGGUCGUCGUCGAUCAGGUGCUCCGUAUGAGGACGUAUCUCGACCCCCUAGCAUCCCUUUUCAACGAACGCGCGCCGGCUCAGACGUUUCCAACUUCACCCGCAAUUCCUGUGCCGAUCUGCCCAGCCGCCAGUACCAAGUCAUUCCAGGGAAUUCACAAUAUCAAACAGCAGGCGCCAGCGAGUACGCUCGCAUGUCUGCGCCUCGAUCCUCGUACCGCGGGUCUUAUACCGAGGUACCGCUCCAUGAGUCCAAUGUCGCAGGAUCCCGAACUUCUCUCCCCUCCGCAGUCCCGACACCUGGAGGUAAAUUUACUGAAACGUGGUUUGCGACGGACUCGAUGAUUUCGCGGACUCAGAAGCGAAACCGCGCAAUGGACCAGGCCACGACCGCAGCGAAUACGCAGCAGCAAACGAGGACCAAGACUUACGAAGCCCUGUCCCAGCGAUACAACGUCGCAGAUUCCGACUCAGAGCGCGACGAGAACGAUCUUGCCGGCAGUGACUUCGAGAAUGAUAUCGGCAAAAGCCCUCACCCGAACCCGCUGAAGUCCAACCCGACGCCCCCCAAGAUCAAGACUCCGUAUUACUCGCUGCAGGACACAGCGUUGUCGGAAGUAGACCUCAACUCUCGUAGGGUCAGCGGUACUAACGACAUUGCCGACGAAAGACUCUCAUCGCUCGUCCCUCAGCCCUGGCCGCGCGACCGCGACAGCUCCAUCCAACCCGAGGCCGAUUUCUACUCCAAGCCAUACGGUGAGCUGAAGUCGGCAACUCCUCCAGUCAUGAUUGGCGGCAACCGCCAAGUAUCGUCUGGCAACGACUUCACAGAGAAAAGAUACUCGUCUGCCUAUGGAAGGCGUAAUGUGAGUGGCAAGGUCGCCGAGGAGGGUCUUGCGGGGUCGAAGGGCGUUUAUUCGCACUAG